AUGACUAAGCGGUGUCUCAGACAAGCUACAGUAUGCGAGUAACCAUUCUAUGAAUUUUUGCAAUUUCUUGCCAAUUUACAUCAACAAAUGAAAAGCUAGUAUGGACAUCACAUAAAUUUACUUGACAUUUGCCAACACGUAGGUAAUAGGUAUUUUAUAUAUAGUAUUACCCCAAGCAUCUAUUGGAAUAUAUUUUGAAAUGGAAAAGAUAGAUUACGAAUCGGAUGUCGAUGAAACGUGCGGAUGUCAAAUAAACUGUGGCUGUAUAAAGUUUAGAAGGAGACCAUUAAAUCAAUUUGAACGAUUUAACAAUUCGAAAGGUGCUUUGCUGGUUUUCUGUCUUGCUUUUCUAAUACACACUGCUGUUUCCAAUGGACUACUAAUCGCCGUUUUAACAACAUUAGAGAAACGAUUUCAUUUAACGAGCAAUGAAACCGGAUUCAUAUUCGUAUGCUACGAUAUCGGCGUUAUAUCCAGCAUUCUGGUUGUUACAUACAUCGGGGGAAAGGGUCAUAAACCACUUUGGCUUGGAUGGGGAUGCUUCAUUGUUGGACUGAGUUUCCUUUUAUUUGCUCUACCUCAUUUUAUUGCACCCAAUCACGUAGUUUCAGAUUCAACUUCAUCUGUUUGUGAUAUAAAUAACACGGCACACUGUGAAGAAUCAAGCUUACGAUCGUAUAGGUCAUUUUUUAUUGCUGCAAGUUUUUUCAACGGCGUUGGAUCGUCGCCAUUUUAUACUCUUGGAAUUACAUAUCUUGAUGCAAAUGUAAAACAAUCAAUGUCUUCAACAUAUAAUGGAAUUAUUUAUGGCGCUACAAGCGUCGGUCCUGCUCUCGGAUUUGUGUUGGGUGGUUUUUUACUUACCUUCUAUACGAAUAUCACUGAAAAUGUAUUAGUCAAUGACGGUGAUGCGGAAUGGAUUGGGAAUUGGUGGUUAGGAUUUGUAAUGGCUGGAAUGCUAAUUCUCCUCUUAUCUGUGCCAAUAAUGAUGUUUCCAAAACAGUUGCCAAAUUCGGAAAAGUUUCGUUUCAAUCGUGAAGACGAAAUUCAUCAGAUUGCCCUAACUACUGACGAAAAUAGACAUAAUGUUGACAGAUUUCGAAACGUUCUUCGUAGCUUAAUCACAGCUCUGUCCAAUCCCGUUUUACUGUUUCUCUCGAUCGCUGCUGCAUUUGAUUGUGGAGUCAUGACGUCAGUUGUUUUAUUUGGGCCAAAAUACAUUGAAUCAAUGUUUGGAAUUUCAUCUUCAACUUCUGGGAUUUACUGUGGCAUUAUAGCGAUCAUAUGUGCAACAACGUCAUAUGUUGGUGGUGGAGUCUUAAUAUCGAAAUUCAAAAUGAAACUCAGACAAAUGUUAAAGUUGUGCAUUGUCUGCUCCGUACUUUCUGUCGGAAUUUACAUGAUUUAUCUCUUGAGAUGUGAAAAACCUCCAAUUGCGGGGUAUGGUGUCAGUAGUGGUAAUAAUAUUUUGAGAUGCAAGUCAGUAUGCGGAUGUACUAUUGACACAUAUAGUCCUAUAUGCACAAAUGAACGUAUGACGUAUUUGUCGCAUUGUGAUAUGAACUGCAUUUACACUAACACUGGAGCAGAGGGUUAUUAUAACUGUACUGUACUGCAGCGGAAUAUAACAGUAAAAAGCGGAAGAUGUAUAAAUGAAUCAUGUUAUAGUCGAGGUUACAUUUUCCUGAUUGUCGCAGGGCUCGGCUUAUUUACAACAUUCUUGAAAGCCAUGCCAGGUUUGCAGACCUCUCUGAGAAGUGUUCCAUUUAAUCAGAGGUCAUUUUCAAUUGGCGUGCAAUGGACGAUUAUUCGACUACUUGGACAAAUACCAAUGCCGAUUAUUACUGGAAAAAUUCUCGAUCUUACUUGUUUAGUCUGGGAUAAAGAAUGUGGAGAAUGUGGUGCCUGUAAAGAUUAUGACAACCAGAGCAUGUCGAUUUACCUUACAUUGCUUCACACAAUACCACUGGCAUUGGGAGGAUUUUGUUACAUGGGUGCGUUAAAAGUUUACAAACCACCAAAGAUGGAAAAAAAAGAAUCUGAUUCUUCGAAGGACAAAUUUAACACGAGUUCCAAUUAAUAUGUCGUCAUUGAAACAUACAAUUUGUUUUAUUUGGAAAACAUCAUUUCGAUUUUUAGAUGUUUGUGGCUAUAUUUUUGAAUUAGCCUACUUACUUUAAGCAUGUGUCAAGAUGAAAAUAGUAUUUGACAAAGCAUUUGACACAGCGUUUGUGUGCAACUGCUUUAUUUUCAUGUGCCUUCAAGUCAGGGUCGGCCAACCUUUUUGACCGAAGGGCCACAUGUGGUUCACCAAUAAUUGCGCGGGUCACUUAACAUGGUAGUUAUGUUCUAGUUUUGCUACACUAACUACAGGUUGAUGAAAAAACAAAAAAUAUCCUCACACCAAACUUUCACAAAUAUUAGAACAAUAAAACUGUUGUUUCCCAACUUUUGGUGGGGCGCCAUCAGUGGUUAUUCCUGAAAGUUUCGCCAAGGACAAGCCAAAACGCUUAACCAUGUUUAUCACAGCUCUUAACAAACCAAUGCCUCUAGUUGUACUAUCAACAGGGACAAUGGCUGCGAUCUCCGCUGUAAUUUCAUAUCAUCAUUAACUCUCCGAAAGAAGAUCGUCAAGUCGCCAACUAACCAGAAAUACGAUGAAUAUUUUCCCGCUUUUGCAAUUAAAGUUUCCGCUAUAAAGUUCCUAAGCUCUUCAACACGACGAGUUAUAAUCUAUCUGUCUUGAAAGGCUAUUUUUGGAAACACCUCUUUUAUUGCCGGACGUAAAACAUUGACAACCCGAACAAUACAUAAUAUACAUUCCUUAACGAAUUUUUUUUCUGAAAAUGGCUUCGA
Molecule: messenger RNA, 2856 nt
Organism: Styela clava
Lineage: Eukaryota; Metazoa; Chordata; Ascidiacea; Stolidobranchia; Styelidae
Product: solute carrier organic anion transporter family member 4A1-like
Biological process (GO): sodium-independent organic anion transport; transmembrane transport
Cellular component (GO): basolateral plasma membrane
Molecular function (GO): protein binding
Source: RefSeq, a predicted model, not a curated record